Hyaloperonospora brassicae is the source of this 645-nucleotide messenger RNA. NCBI's taxonomy places the organism in Eukaryota, Oomycota, Peronosporomycetes, Peronosporales, Peronosporaceae. The record is from the annotation of a GenBank genome assembly.
AUGCGCCUAACCGGUCUUUACGUGGCUAUCGUUAUGGCUUCUCUUCACGCGAAUGGCUCUGCGGCCUCCACGUCCAAGGACGUCGACGCGGCGCUGUCUGAGAACAAGGCGACUUCCAUGAGUGUCUCCUCUCCACGUGCGAAUGAGAAGCGGAGUCUACGUGCCGAAGAGAAGCGCAAUUUGGACGGGUUGGAUGAGGACAGAACACUUCCUGGACCUUUCGCUGAAUCUCUCGGCUCCUCCAUCACCCGUGCGUCAAAGGCACCAAGCGAAGCCACUUUACGUUUUCUAAUGCGCGAAUGGCAUUCGUUGUCGCCGGACCUGCAGGCGAAAACCGUGGCUUGGACAUACACGGGUGUGCAGAAUAAGAUCAAGACUAUUGUGCAAGAGGGCCGUUUGACAAAGAAUGAGGGUUCUGGCUUGUUAAAGGGGAUAAAACUCUUAUCGCACGCGAAUCCCUCAAACGAACCCGCGGUCUGGGUAGAGGGGUUGCUUUUGCUGAGGAAAUUUAGUGUCAUCACACGGAAGCAGCUCAUACAGGCGCUCGAGAUAUUGACAGGACAAAAGUUUGCGCCGUCUAGUUUGGGAAAGAAGCUGAAGUGGGCGCAGUUAGAGAAGUUGAAGAAGCGACAAGCCAAGCUCUAG